Messenger RNA from Dreissena polymorpha, 8893 nucleotides. RefSeq lists its product as uncharacterized. The transcript is spliced from 17 exons. NCBI's taxonomy places the organism in Eukaryota, Metazoa, Mollusca, Bivalvia, Myida, Dreissenidae. Gene Ontology annotation, molecular function: protein binding. The record is from RefSeq and is a predicted model, not a curated record. The coding region runs from base 245 to 8245 and encodes 2666 amino acids.
GAUAAUACAAUAUUUCGUAUCUUGGAAACUGAACAAUGGUGCGUUUACGGAAGAACAACUCGUACCAAACUUUCUGAAUCAACGAUUCUGCACUAACUUAAAUGUUGCUGAUGGACAGACCUAUACAUUCAACAUUCGUCCAGUUGAUAUUGUCGAUAACACUUUCAAUGAGUCUAGAACCGUUUACAUAGAUCGCUCGCCACCCCAUAUAAAUAACAUUUGGUUAAAGAAAGACGGAUAUGAGAUGUUAUAUGUUCAUAACAGCACCGAUUUGUCAAAGAUGCAGAUGAUGUUCGACGCAUUGGACCCACACAGUGGACUUCAAAACAUAAAGUGGGAGUUCGGAAUCGCCGAUACGACAACUACGUUAACUAGUGGUUAUUUGUCAGUAGUACAUAUAAAAAACGCAACUUGUCCAACUGGAAAUGUUGAUUGCUAUUGCCCAGACAUAGGAAUGUGUGAUUUUUUCAACUACUCAAUUCCGCUGAAUAAGCUCGUUGAUGCAGAUAAGCAUUCCGGGAACCACAACAGGAACUACUUCUUCAAAAUUACGGUCACUAACAACGCCUUGCUGACAACGACAGAGCAUAUCGAUGUACUUAUUGACGACUCCCCACCAGAAGAAGGAGUGAUUUAUGAAGGUCCUGUUUACUACAAAGAUAUCGACUACACAAGUGAGGAUUCCUUUGUUGUACACUGGCAUGGAUUUAUCGACCAUGAAAGUGGAAUCAAACUCUACAGGCUAGGGCUUGCCAAAAGAUGCUUAACAAAAGAGGAACUGUACAACUUUACAGAAGUAGCUGAGAUCAUUGUAUAUAAAGAGCUUACUGAGACAUCAGUUCGUCUUCCAGCUAAUUUCACAGGUAAACGGUUCGUUACCAUUAUUGCUCUUAACCAUGCCAUGGAGUCAUCAAAGCCUGUUUGUUCAGAUGGAAUCACACGAGAUAUAUCAGCUGCUCUUAUUCGCAACUUAACACUGGCGCAUGCAGCAUGGACCGAAACCGUUAUCUGCCAAAAAGGAAAACCGUAUUUAUUACAAUCGAACCUUCAAAAGGUUCCGCUAUUUAACACAACAGCAUGUUUAAGCAUCUGCAAAUCAACAGUGAAUACCAUAGUAGCUGACGUUAUUUCUACUCAUAUAUCCGGAAGUAAAGACCUUGAUAUUUCGGAUUUCCUUUGUCAACACCUAUCUUUGUACACUAACGAUACGGUUGUCUAUUUGUCCAACGAUCAUAUCGUGCUGAAUUGGGAAGUGGAAGAAUCAGGAAGUCAAAUCGAUGACUUUUAUGUUGGGCUUGGUCUGGAUGCGACCGAAAAGGAUUCGCCAAGUUUGGUGGACUAUAUUUCUACUGAUGGAAAACCAUACUUCAAACAUCGACAUGAAGCAAUUGGAUCCGAUGAGCUGUUCUAUGUCUUCAUCAAAACAGUUAACAAAGCAGGAUUGUCCAACAUCGCAACCCUUGGUCCUAUUUUAAUCGACCAAACACCACCACGGUACAAAUAUAUUCCCCGAGUGUCUGUCGUUUCAGACACGAUCGUGUUUGCCUGGGAAUCGGAUACAUUUUAUGACGAUGAACAGACAGCCCAAAUAGACCAACUGGUAUUUCAAUUUGGUCAUGACGAACGUGUUUCCAGUCCACUCCUUGAAUGGCGAUUAGAUUCGUCGACACCGUGUCCCUCUUAUAGUGGAGGCUGCUUUAAAUACCCUCUUAAUCGUCUCCAGAAUCAAGACACGGGGGAUGGACUAAUGUUCUAUCUCAACGUUCAUAUAUACAACAAUGCCGGUCACUUUACUUCGAUUAGAACCGAAUCGUUCCAUUUGCCCUCAAUAUUUCCACCAGGACACGGCUAUGUGUUUGAUUUGGAUCCAGAAAUGAUGAACAUUUCAACGGAUAUUGAUGUACAUUUUACUGAACACAUGAUGUGUGCGGGUUGGAUGGGAUUUAAACAUCAUGAAAAUGUCUCGCUGGAAGUGGGCAUAGGAUUAGAUCGCACAACACCAGAUGUAGUUCGAUUUCAGAGCACGUCAGAAAUGAAAAAGAUCUGCCUUAAUUCAAGUUCCAUUGUUAACGACAAAGUAUACUUUUUCAUUGUAAAAGCAAGCUGUAGCGGGGGCACCACAAUAUCUGCUUCUAACGGAAUACGAAUAUAUGAUAGACAUUCUCCACAAAAUGAGCUGAAAGUAAAAAUCGGAAAAAAUUGCUUUUCCGUAAAAGUCUUUGAAGUUAAUGUUUCGAUUGCAAACGACAGUACGAUCAUUGAACUUCCAUUUACGUUGAUUAUCGGGCAGCGAUAUCUUUUGUUCGCGGAAAACAGUGAAUGGCAAACUAUACUGAGAAUUAAUACAAGUGACGCUCUAGUCCAAACCGAAGAUAAUAAUUAUGUUCUGAUCCCUUAUGUUGAGAAACCUACUCUACAAGUACACCGAAACGUCUCAAUGGACAUUUGUUUGCGUUUGAAAAUCAGUAAAUGUCCGGCAGAGAAUAUCCUUCCGAACACCAAUCAAUUGAAUAUAAGCUGGACAUUUCCUCAUACCGCCGCAGCGUUUGAGGAUAUUGUAUUUUCUGUUUCAUUACUUAAAUACGUGUCUGUUAACGGCUCGGAUGAAGAAAGUAUAUUCGCACCACCUCAAACUCUUGUUGGCUUAUCUGAUAUUACGUUCCAUGAUAUGAAUUUUGAAGCCCAAACACAGUACAUGGCCAGCGUUCAGUUGUGCAACAAUGUAAGGUGCCUCAGUCCUAUUCACUCGAGGGCAUUUACAAUCGAACUUGAAGCUCCUGAUAUUUCUUUCAUAAACACUGAAGUUAAAGUCGCAAAUGCUGGGGAGUGCGUUGAUGUUAGAGCGUCAUGGAAGAUAAUUGGACAGAGCGCAAACGUUGCAUUCUAUCAAUGGUCUGUAAGUCGUGAUGAAAUAGGUGGUCAACUGUUGUCUGUUUGGGAGAAUGUGCUGCCCAAUGGUACAACCGUUAAGGUUGCAAAGUGCGUUCGUCUCCCAACCCAUGGACAUAUGACAACUUUCCUGUGUGUCAGGGUAUUUUCUGUGAAUGGUUUAGCGAAGACAUCUUGUCACAAGAUUAAUAAAGGCAAUAGUGGGUCCUAUUCUAAAACUGCUGUGUACGACUUUGAUUCGUCAUCAGACAGUUGGGUCUUCAUCAAAAAGAUGCUCUCUAGUUCUGACAUUGGUCAGCACUAUGUCCUUCUUCACGAUUCAGAAAUGAACAUAGGUAAUGCCGAUUCUUCAGUGACUGGUGCUUUGAUGUACGGUUCAGAACGUUCAGUUUCAUGGUACCUUAUGAAGAUGCAGUAUGUGCCACAAACGUGUGAUUCCGACAUUAACUGUGUUCUAAAGUACGAAACUGACAAUGGAUACAUAGAAUUAGACAGAAAAUAUAUAUCACUCAAUGAAUUAUAUUUCAUAUGCGCAUACUCGAAUAACACUGUGAUAGAACGUGAGUAUGUCACUGAAAUUCUAGAAGAAAUAUCGUCGUGCAGCAAUGGUUUCAUAUUAGACAGUUCUCCGCCCACAAAAGGUGAAGUGCAAGUCCACAACCACAGAGGGUUUAUCACAAAUCCACAUUAUGUCAUUGUAACAUGGACUGGAUUCGAUGACAACAUUGAUGCCACCGUAUUUGGUUACCCAGAGAAACUGCAUUAUUUCUCUAUGAGAACAGGCACAGUUUCCGGUUCAAGCAAUCUUUUGGAAAUUGUUAGAACUGGCAUGGAAACAUCUGCAAUAUUGGACCUGUCAACACCGCCUGAUGGAAGUCAAGUUUUCUUCACGGUCAAUGCAACGGAUUAUGCCAGUUUGUCUACCAGCUCGGACUCAUUAGAAUUGAUCAUAGAUACAUCACCACCUUUAUGUGGUAGUGUGACGAUUUUAAACAACCAUCAGAGAAACAUAUUCAUUAACCAAGAACAAGCAACUGUGCGUUUCGAAGGAUUUUCAGAUCCGCACAGCGGCCUUGACUAUUUCAAUGUUGGCGUUGGUACAAUCGAAGGGGUAACAGAUAUCAUGUCAGAUACGAAAGUCUCCAUCGACUUCCUUGAAUUGAAUUUAGCGCAGAUGAUCGACGGUCAUCAUUAUUUCAUAAUUGUGCAAGCGAUCAAUCGAGCAGGGCUAGUUUCACAAUCUGUAUCAAAAAGAUUUGUAUUGGAUCGAACCGCUCCCACCGGAGGACACGUUCUCGAUGGGAUAAACGGAGCUGGGGAGAUUGAUUACCAAAAUGAUAUAUACGUUAUCAACGCAUACUGGAAAGAGUUUUACGACCCAGAGAGUGGCUUAGCAUUCUUUAAAGUUGGCCUUGGAACCGAUCCAUAUGAGACCGACGUAAGACCGCUAAAAGAUGUUGGAAUGAUGACAGAGGUUUCAUGGAAUGGCCCGUUUGUUCUUGGACAAAAAUACUUUGUGACCGUGGAAGCGUGUAACAAUGCAAACCUUUGCAUCAGACGUGUAUCAGACGGCCUUAUUGUCGACAACUCACCCCCAGUUCGCGGUCUUGUACACGUUGGACCAGGAGAAGGUCAUGAUAAAUAUUUAGGACAUCGAUCAUCUAUUAGAAUAAGUUGGCAAGGUUUCGAAGAUCCGCAAUCAGAUAUAGAUCAUUUUGAAGUAUGUGUGUCAACCUCUAAGGGCGAUUGUGAUGUUGUUGUGCUAUCAAAUCGACUGCUCCACUCUUCAAUUAUAAUAUCUAAUAUAACGCUCCCGAUAAAUAUUUCACUUAUGGCAACAGUUUGGGCGUUCAAUGGAGUCGGCAUGAACGUAUCAAAGGCGUCUGAUAUUUUCGUCAUUGACGACACACCGCCAGUUGUUGUGAAAGCUCCAAAAUUCCUACUAAAAUACAACUCGGAAAAUGGUAAAACUUCACAAUGGGAAAAAUCCAUCUUACGUGUUGAAUGGAAAUUCAAGGACGACAUCAGUCCUAUUGUCCGACAUGAGAUUUCUUUGAAAACGCAUCACGAAGGUCACACGCCUGUUGAGAGGCUUGUCUUAGGAUCGGAAUGCCACGUUACUGUCAGUUUAGAUGGGAGGAAUUGGCUUAAUAACGGUGACACAUACUUUGCAAUUGUAACAUCGUGUAACGCUGCCGGACUUUGUGCUUCUGAACGAACAAGCGACCUUUUAAUUGAUUCUACUCCACCACACCUCGGUGGAUUUAAACCACCUUUGACGUGGACGAACUACAAUAAUACAAUUGGAAGUAAGGUAACAAAUUUAUCCCUGACAUGGUAUGGAUUCCACGACCAGGAGUCCGGAAUCGAAAACUACUAUGUGACGGUCUCCAGAUCCUACAGUUUCAAUGAACUUUCGAAUGGCGUAAUUCGAAUUAGAGAAACUAAUCAAAGCGAAACUGUUCAAACUUCAUUCGUACUGACUGAAAGUAUUUCUCCUGACGAAUCUAUUAUUCUUUCGAUAUGGGCGCAAAACAAUGUCGGACUUAACAGUUCGAUUGCAAGGGUCACUGUGAAUGUUUUAUCUGAAACGUCUAAACAUGAAAUGGGAAUUUUGGAAAUCGAAAAACAUUCAUGCGACAUACAUUUUUGUAACAAGGAUUGUACGUGCGCAGUUAUUGAUCGUCCGUGUGUAGAAGUAAGCUCCAACGUAACAUGUACUGCUAUCUCUAGCACAGAUGCGCACACUCAAAAUUUACCACAAUUUGAUGUAUAUUGGGGACUACCGCAUGAAAUUCUUAAUUUUUCGGCUUCAUCGGCAUGCUUGAGUGGGCACUGGUCACGAAUAAUUGGAGUGAGUACUUCCGAAAAUAUUCAUCGUUUUGAAUGGAGCCUCGGCGUACAUGGACACGCUGUUGGCGAAGGGGUGUACGAUCUGAAACUAGAAAACCCUUGGAGUGAUGUUGGACAAAGAUUACAAUUUAUUCAUUGCCUACCUGUAAAUCGUUCAUUUGUACACGGGGAACGCUACACCAUAUAUGUAAAGGUUUGGUAUAGCAAAAGUACAUACACUGUGUUCAAGUCGUCUCCAAUCAUGAUAGAUCAAAGACCACCCAAGGUCAGACGUGGUCGUUAUAUCAGGGAAGGUUAUUGUUUUCAAGAUUUGGACUUUAUUGACUGGACGGAUAAUAUUAUUGCCUGUUGGGACGAUGUGUUUAUUGAAGAGCACAGCUUAAUCGAUCAUUUCAGCGUCAGCCUUGGGACAUCCCCUCACAAUGAUGACAUACUUCAACAAAUUGAUGUCGGACUGGCAACAAACAUAAGUCUUCAUAACAUUUCUCUCAAUCCAGGCACGCGCUAUUACUUUACAGUCAUUGCUGUUAAUAGUGUUGGACUACACACUGGCUUAACAUCGGAUGGAUUCAUUAUUGAUACAGAUAAUCCCAUCCACGGGGUUGUGUUUAAUACAAUUGAACACGAAAACGCAGAAUUCCAGAAAUCGACUGCAACCUUUGAACUGUCCUGGCAUGGAUUCCAGGAUCAUUUUUCUGGAAUUAAGCACUAUCUGAUUGCCCUUGCCAAAGAUGGAGGAUACAAUGAAUCAAAUGUGACCUUUACAAAUGUUGGUUUAUCGAACAAAUAUGCCUUUACCAACCUUAAUCUUGUGAAUGGAGAGUCUUAUUUUGGAUUAGUGAAAGCUGUUGACGCAGCAGGUCAUAAAAGUGCAAUUGUCAGAUGCCCAAAACAAACAAUCGAUACGACCCCACCGAAAGGCUUUACAUGUGGAUCAUCUAAAACUAUUGAAAUCAGUGUUUUUCGCAAAGUUACUGAUGAGAGUAUGUCUCUCUGGUUCAACGCAAACGUCUCGAAAGAUAACAUGUAUGUUAUUCAUGGAAAGAUAAAAAACGCUACGUAUGUGCUUAACCCUCUUCUCCUGAUGGAUAAAUACAGAUUGCCUUUGCCAUUACGGAAACGUCAUGAUGGGUGGUUCGAAUAUAAGUACAUGUUUAUAUCGCCGUUAGGAGGGUUGCAAACCAUAACAAUUGACUUUGGAAACACACUUGCCGAACAAGUGAUUCAGAAUGUUGAUUUUGAAGUUUGUAAACUUGCAGAAAAUAAUUCCGCUGCUAUUUCUGUAAACCAAAUAGGCCGAUAUUCGCUGACUGUAUCCUUGGGAAUACUGGAUUCGGAAAGCGAGUUACAGACGGUGUCCGUUGGAGUCGGUACAACUGAAGGGGGUUUCCAGAUCAAACCUCUGCAUGAACUACAUAAUCGUAAUAACUUUGGAGUAAUUCUUGCACCAUUUGUUCAUGGGGCACCGAUUUUCAUUACUGCAAUCGCCAAGAACCACGCUGGCCUCACGUCUGUUUUCUAUUCGGGCAAAGCUCUUAAAAUAGAUCACACUCCUCCUACCAUCAGCGACAUUGGUGUUGUCGUUUCCGUUAUAACAUAUAAUUCUACAAAAUUGCUAACAACAUGGACAGCGCGAGAUGAUGAAUCUGAUGUUGAAUACUGCAGUUGUUUAAUUGGAUCAACACCUCUGUCAGCUGAUAUACAGGAGGAAAGGGAUUCGGAUACAUUACAGUUUUGUCAGUCAGACAUUCUUAACCUUUCUCAUGGCGACAGAGUCUUUGUUAUGGUUAAAUGUGUGAACAAGGUCGAAAUCGCCACGACGUUAGUAUCUAGACAAGUGAUCAUCUACCUUAAACCGCCCAACAACGCGCAAGCAUUCGUUCGGUUUUUGCCCAGUGGUCAGGAAUCGUUUUCUAUGACUGGUCAAUUGUCCGCCCAGUCUUCUGCGCAGUCUAAUUCAAGCCUAUUGCAGAUGGAAUGGAACAACUUCGAAGAUUGUUCAGAGAUUACAUCCUACAGUUAUCGUAUCCAAAGCAAUGGUGAGGUUGUUGUAGACUGGACUGAUGCAGGCCUAAAGGACAUGUUCUCCAAUGAGCAUCUAAAGUUGAAAUCCGGCCAGACAUACACUACCGAAGUUCAUGCUGUAAAUGGUGGAGGAUUCACCAGUUCCGGUGUCAAGUCCUCGCUGAUUGUAGCAUCAGAACCUCCAGCGCUUACAGGAAUUCAGAUAUCUGCUGUUUUCGCAAACGGCAAAUUAACUCUAAAUUGGGAAAGUGUCUUCAAUAGAAUCCCGGGAGUACCGGUUCACUACAUUCUGGUUAUUGGAUCCCGUGACGGAUUUUCUGAUAUCGCUGACGUAAACUACACACGUAACCACGUGUAUGAAGUCAAAGUUCCAUCAUCGACGCUUGUUUCUCCCAAUCUCAACGAGCUGUACAUAAAAGUGAGUUGUACAUACAGCACGGGGUUGUUUACAACAUACAAUACAUCAUACAAACUGUGAAGUAAAUUUGUUUGGUAUAAACCAGCGAUUAUUUCAACAUCCUUUUUCCCUGUCCUGAUGGGUUUUUGUUUUAUUUAAUCAUAUUAUGUAAAACGGUAUUCGUCCGCGUAAUAUACACGUGUGUUUUGUAAUUUCAAUAUUUGUGUACAUGUAUAUAUUCCCUUUUUAUAAUUCAUCGUUCCGUAAUAAGCAAUCGGUUUAAAUUAUUUGUCAUACCGUGAUUGUAAUAUUUUAUUAUAUUAUCACAAUGAUUGAUUCGUUUAUUGUCAAUUGCAAACACACAGUUGUAAUGUCUUUGUAGAACAGUGUCUUGUCAAAAGUAUGCAUAUUAUAAAUUCAUAUUCAUUCGAAGUCGAAGUAGUUGUGUUUUAUUGUUUUCUAUGCUGUUCUAGCUCGCUUCUCUUUAUUUCUGCUUACUUGUUUAUUGAGAGUGCUUUGAUUUACAAUAAUCCAUUUAUAAGUGAUAUGUGGUUAACUAAAUUUGAGAAACGUUUUAAUUUCAUUGUUACAAUGUGAUACUCGACGAAACAGUAACAUUUACAAUAAUAUUAUAUAUAUAAUUGAAUCUAUACUUACGGUAUAUAUUUAUUGUUUAAAAUUGUUGAUAUGUGUGUGUGAUGUGCUUUGAAAUAAAUAAACAGAAACAAA